This is a messenger RNA of Cornus florida, 2138 nucleotides long. RefSeq lists its product as uncharacterized. The transcript is spliced from 2 exons. Lineage: Eukaryota; Viridiplantae; Streptophyta; Magnoliopsida; Cornales; Cornaceae. The record is from RefSeq and is a predicted model, not a curated record. Bases 1236 to 1781 code for a protein of 181 amino acids.
UUUUUUUUUUGCCUGGCUAAUUGAAUUAUAUAAAUCCCCUUACUUUGCAGUGAUGUUGGUUUUAAAAUGACCAAUUUUGAUAGGAAAUCUCUUUUCAGUUUAUCUUAAUAAAAUGGUAAAUUAAAAAUUACUCCAAAUAACAAUGUAAGUCGUCCCUUCCAUCCAUGUGAAAAGAAAGUAGAAAUAAAAUCACACUAGUAGAACACUACUACUGUAAUGUUUAUAAGGUUUGGGUCAGUAUAUAUUUCCUCUCUCUACUUCCUUUCUCUCCCUCUCGGAACCUCCUUUCUCGUUAGCAAACAAUUAUAUUUAUUGUUAGACUUGGAGGUAUUCAAAAGAUUAACCUUAUAUAAGUUCUAAGUUUUUUUAUUUUUUAACUGAUGUGAGAACCUUGUUAAACUAUCCAACAAUUAUAACCAAAAAAUUGCUAGAAAUCCAUUUUUGAAUAAGCAACACAGAAAUAUAAAGCUGCAAUAUGCAUUGUUAUCAAGUGUAAAACAUUUUUGUAAUUUCAAAAUAUUUUUUUAUUUUUAUUUUUAUUAAGAAAACAAAAACAAAAAUGUUUUUAUUUGAUUGUCGUUCUAAUUUUAUAUAGUGCUAUUAUGAAGUAGCUUUCAGAGUAGGACUAAUAUAUAUAUAUACACCUUUUUAUAAAGUGAUCAUAGUCACAUUUUGUGAGUCCACUGAGGGAGCAAUUCUGCAACAUGCUGCCUCACCUAGUCUCGUGGAGCUCACAUGGAGCAAAUUUUAUCCUCUCUCUCUCACACACACACACAUAUAUAAUAUUCAAUAGUUUGAUAGCGGUGUGUGGUGGGGUAGAAAUCUCUGAUACUUGAUUACUUUCUGUGGAUGAAUAAUCUCUGAUACUUGGUUAGUUUCUAUGGAUGAAUAAGAAAUAUCUCAGAGGGACUCCUCUCCUCUCUCUGUCUCUCCCGAAAAAAAAAAAAAAAAUCCCUAAACCCAGAGUCCCAAAAAAGCGAGAGAUCAUCUAGGGUAGAGGUUCCUCUUCGUUAAGGUUCUCUGUUUUCAGAGUUUGUGUUUUCUCCACUGGGUAUUUCUAUAGGAUGGCUUUCAUCCUCCAUCCCGGCAUCAGUUUGUGUGGGUGUUCGAACCCGUUGGCCCUUCGGCCCUUUUGGGUUGUUAUCUAGAGGGUUUUGAACGGUGGGUGGGUUUUUGGCCAAUUUCCAUUGGGUUUCCCUUUUGAUCCCGGUAUUUGGUUGGUUUGUUUGGAUUUUAUGGUUGUCCUCCUGUUUCCUGGCCUUUUGCUUGUCUGCAUCGGGUGGUUGUCUGUGAUCAUGCUUUUUGUGGCCAUGUGUUUUGGCUUUUGGUUGGUUGCUGCACGGGAUUUCCUGUCGCCGAUUUCGCUAGUUGGGAAAGGUGCGUUGUUUUCUUGGUCCUGCGUGCCGGAUGUUUUCUCCUGUUUCGGGUUGUUGCGCAUUGGACAUGUUAUUGAAGCAGGUUCGCUGCCUCUUUUUCUUGCUCUGUUCAGAGCUGCCUCUCCUCCGGCCGCCGUUGACUAUGGGUCGUGGCAUGUUUUUGUCGGUCAUCUUAGUGAGGAUGGUUCUCCUCUGGUGCUUCGGUUUUAUUGUGGUUUUAGUUCUUGGUGUUGUUUUGUUUCCGAUGCUGCUUUCCCUGCUUGUGGUUCGCCCGCGAUUGGUCAAAUCCCUUGGUCUUCCUCGGUUUUCUUGGCGUCUCAUGUGGUGUCUGUUGUAGGCUUCCGGGUCACACAUGGUCUGUGUUUUGUGCUGUACAGGGUCUAUGCCGUAGGGCUCUGUGGAUGAAUAAGACAAAUAGUGCAUGUUAUGACGACGACAACGCCAAGCUCCUCCCGUGGUGAAUGACGACGACGAGAAGGAUGAAGGUCUCGAGGAUGAAGCUCCUGCUGGUACAGAUCCGGUGGUCUGGCGGGUGAUUGAAAGGGUUUCGCCGGGCCAAUGUUUACGAUCCAACAUGCGCCAAGUAGAGCUCAAGAUCGACUAGACAUGGUUAUAUCUUUAGAGCUCAAGAUCGACUAGACAUGGUUAUAUCUUUAUGUUAUGUCUUUAUGUUUAUUUUAUUUUAUGUCUCGCUGUAACUAAAAAUGAAAUUGCAGUGAAUGACAUUUAAAUUAAUAAUGUAUGAUUUUUUUUUUAUCUUUU